This is a messenger RNA of Periophthalmus magnuspinnatus, 1366 nucleotides long. RefSeq lists its product as uncharacterized. NCBI's taxonomy places the organism in Eukaryota, Metazoa, Chordata, Actinopteri, Gobiiformes, Gobiidae. Gene Ontology annotation, cellular component: membrane. The coding region runs from base 103 to 810 and encodes 235 amino acids. The transcript has 7 exons. The record is from RefSeq and is a predicted model, not a curated record.
CUAACCAGGAACCCACCGAAUCGAAACAGACUCAAAGCAACACGGAUCGGACCGAGACCAGCCGAUUUGAGACCAACCGGACCGAGCCAAACCACGGUGAAGAUGGCAUCCUCCUCCAUCACAAAAUUGGGCGGCGUUAUUGUGGUGACACAGGUGAUCCCUCAGGAUGAAAAAAAUGGUGUGGCUCUGAAAGACACGCCCUCUCCUGACCCGGCCACUCCCACUGAUGCCCAAGCCCCACCCACCAGCACUGAAGUCCCGCAAUCUACCCUGAAGAAGAUGGACAAGAUGACGGCAGAGUUUCUGCUUGGUGAACCUAUCAUCAUGGGGGUUUUCCAGUUGUUCCUUGGACUCGUCUGCGUUUUGUUCGGACUUACGGCAACGUUCCACAGAAUCCUGCUGUUCCACGCUCCAGUCUGCUCCUCUGUCAUAUUUGUUGUUGCUGGUUGUGUGACUCUGGUGGCCGCAAAAUCCACGACUCCUUUUUUGGUGCAUCUAACGGCCGGUUGGAGCAUGCUCAGUUGUCUCCUGAGCAUUGGGGGCGUGGCCUACCUAAGCUGGCUGCUAUCCUGGCCCCGCCCCUCAGAGCAACUCUGCAAUGAAUUUGAGUACAAGGAAUGUGUCGAGAAACACUUCAUGCGCUUGGAUACCCUGGUUCUUGGUCUUCAGAUCCUCUUCCUGGUUUUGUUGGUGAUGGAACUGAUCUUCUCCAUCAUCGUCUCCACCUUCUCCAUAAAAGCAUCCCGACAGCGUCGCCUGCAGGUUUUGUCUGAAAGUGACAGUGAGGAGAGUUUACUGCAGUCGGAAUGAGACACUGCAUGGCCUCUGAAUGCACUGGAGAGACGAAGAAAAACGAGGAAAUGAAAGGAGAAGAGGAAUAAAGAGUUUUCUAUUGAAGGGUUUUUCCAGCACUUGUUGUUUUAUAUGGAUCUAAAGCAAGACUAAAGCAAGACUAAAGCAAGACUAAAGCAAGACUAAAGCAAGACUAAAGCAAGACUAAAGCAAGACUAAAGCAAGACUAAAGCAGGACAGAACCAGGACAGAACCAGGUCUGAACCAUUUCUAAACUAGGUCUAAACAGUUCUAAACCAGUUCUAAACCAAGACUAAACUAGGACUAAACCAGGCCUAUCUUCUGGAUUGGGGCCUUCCUGUCUCUUUUUUUUUGGGUUUUCACAUAUAAUGGACUUUUUAUUUUAAAACUUCUGAAAUGGUGAAAUAAAAAUGUUUAUGUUCAGUGGUGUUUGUGUGAUUAAGGUGAAUCUGCAGUUAUUAAAUAAACGUUCACUAUGGAACAUUUCUGCUCCACCACCUUCUGGUUUCCACAGAGAUGUUAAUGCUUUCCCUUGAAUUUCCCACAGUAUGGU